AUGGCGGGGGUGCUGGCUCAGGACCUCUGUGUCCACACCUGCGGAGAGUGCCAGAAGCAGAUGGAGACCCGCUGGCACUGCCCCCAGUGCACCUACGACCUUUGCAUCGGCUGCUACGCCGCCAAGGGCCACCCCCACGAGAUGGUGAAGGUGGGGCUGGGCCUGGAUGAUAGCGGCAACCAGGGGGAGCCGCAGUUCAGGAGCCUCCGGGAGUGGCGGCGCCACGCCAUCCAGCGCUGCAUCCAGUCCCUGCGGCACGCCCGCCAGUGCCGCAACGCCGGCUGCCCGCUGCCCACCUGCCUGAAGAUGAAGCGGGUCAUGGAGCACACCAAGGCCUGCCAGCGCAAGAACAACGGAGGCUGCGGCGUGUGCAAGCAGUUCAUCGCCCUGUGCUGCUACCACGCCAAGCACUGCCAGGAAAACCCGUGCCCCGUGCCCUACUGCCUCAACAUCAAGCAGAAGCUCCGCCAGCAGGAGAUCCAGUACCGCCGGCAGCACGCCUAG
Molecule: messenger RNA, 504 nt
Organism: Pipistrellus nathusii (Nathusius's pipistrelle)
Lineage: Eukaryota; Metazoa; Chordata; Mammalia; Chiroptera; Vespertilionidae
Source: the annotation of a GenBank genome assembly